Messenger RNA from Phoenix dactylifera (date palm), 1845 nucleotides. RefSeq lists its product as uncharacterized. NCBI's taxonomy places the organism in Eukaryota, Viridiplantae, Streptophyta, Magnoliopsida, Arecales, Arecaceae. The record is from RefSeq and is a predicted model, not a curated record.
CAUUUGCGAAUUGCGAAUUGCGAAUUGCGAUCUUCUCUCCUCCUCCGGUCUGAAAGCGCUUCCGGUCGCUUUAUUUUCCCCCAAAUUUCCCGAUCUCUUCUUUUUAUGGGCUGAUUCGGAGAAGGGGAGCAUCGGAUUAGGGCUCGUUGGAUCUCUGGGUAGGGUUUCUCCUCUGCGAGCAUCGACCAUGCCUUCGGUGCUCGGAGAGUUCCCCUGCAGGUUCGCAAACUUGAUCCGCUCGGCCACCUCCUUCCAUGGCGGUUCUUGCUCGCAUCGCAUUAAAAAUCUCGAGAAGUGGAGUCUGCGUGGUAAUCUGAAUCAGCAAUAGCUUCCGGGAAUGGCGGCGAUACGGUUCCUCUAGGAUUUUCUUUCCGUUUCUUCUGUCUAUUCUAUCGUCCAACUCCUAGAAAUAUCUAGAUCUUUUCCUGGAUUAGAUCUUGGUGUGAGAUUUGAGUCUGAGGAGCGUUUGAUCUGGAUCUGGUUUCUUUUUUCGGUUUUUGGGACGAGAGUGCGAAGUUUUGGCUCGAGUUCUCAUUACAAUAGCACCUGCAUGGACGGUUCCACUCCUCAUGCUAGCAUGGUGUCUGAAGGUAUCGGCUGUGAGACAUCUGUAUAUAGCCUUAGCUGUGAGAAAUCACACAGAGAACAUAAAGAGGGUACAUGUUGCAAUAUGAAAGGAACUGCUAAAAUCACACCUGAGAGGGCUCUCGACGUUUCUUUUGUCAGCGAGGAAGAUAACUUCAUAGUGCGAGAAGCUGGCACUGUUCCUGGUGCAUUCCUGCAUGCUUCAAAUCUCGGUGGAAGAUUAUCUGACCCUAAUGCAAUAUCUGAUCAAGAAGAAACACGCGAUUCAAAAGAGAUUGAAACCUGCCAAGAGUCCUGUGGUUCUGUUUCAUUGGAUGCAAAUAAGCUCAAAAGCUUGAACAAAUGUGCGACAUUUCCAUGUUCAUCAGAGGCACAAUUGGAUACUUUGCCAAUCAAGGGAAGUAAUGAGGAAUCAAGCACAGAAGUACAAGGCCAACCUUCCUCCACAUUUAAGAGUCCUGCAUAUUCACGGUCAAUGUCUCUGCCCACUUCUUUGAAGCUUGUUUCUGCCAUGAAGGGAGGCCGUGCACAAAAUGGGGUCUCCCCUACUGUGAAGCUGCAAGUGAAAUGGGCGCCCGAGGUAUACGAUCCACCUGCCACAUCCUUGUCACAUACAGUGAAGAAGAGCCAUCACCAACGUCCCAAGGCCAAGAAAAAGGACAACCACAAGAACAAGCACAACAAGGGCAGGUCCUCUCGGGGAAGUGGUCUGGAAAGGAAACGUGCAAAUCAGAGCAGUAUAGGCACUGUGUCCAAUCCUUUGGAUAUGAGGUUCCCAGUUGCUGGAGAUAGGUUACUGUUGGAUCGAUUUGGCAAAUCGAACGCGGAAGCCUUAGAGUAUGCAGUUAGCACUCGUGAAUCCAAGUGCGGCGGCGGCUUCCUGAGGGAGGCACUUGCUAAAGUAAAUCUCUCUACAGCUGAGGCCUCUUGAAUGGAUCCCAGUUUUGGCAAUGCCGACGAAUUAUCAUCUUGAUGAUUGUAGAUAAAUAAUGUAUGAUGAAAAUGCUCGGUGUGUACCUGGUAGUUUUGUUGUGAUCGGAAGAACUUGUUGCCACUAAGAUUAUUAGUGGGUCGAGGACAAUAAAGCGGCGGUGAUGUUUUAUGUUUUUCAAAUUUAGAAACUGAACGGUACAAAGUGUAUUUUGUGUGUGAUGGAUGGUGAAUGUCUGUCAGGGUGGAUGCCUGGCAAUUUAGGACCUUUCAGCUGCUUGCUGUAAUGCUCGAGUGUUAUACAGCAUCUUGCCAUUUUCUUUCUGCUCA